Pieris macdunnoughi is the source of this 483-nucleotide messenger RNA. NCBI's taxonomy places the organism in Eukaryota, Metazoa, Arthropoda, Insecta, Lepidoptera, Pieridae. The record is from the annotation of a GenBank genome assembly.
AUGUUACCUUAUCAGAAACUAAUUGGUUCGCUUAUGUAUAUAGCUGUGCUCACACGUCCUGAUAUUGUAUUUUCUGUAAAUUUCCUAAGCCAAUUUAACAAUUGUUACACAAAAGAACAUUGGGCCUAUGCAAAGAGGUUUUUAGCUAGUGGUAAUAAUCAGUUAGAAGCUUUUGUAGAUGUAGAUUGGGCAAGUAAUGUAAUUGAUAGGAGAUCUUAUACAGGAUAUUUCUUUAGGCUGUUGAAUUGUGCAAUAUCUUGGGAAACUAAGAAGCAGGUUACCGUAGCAUUGUCAAGUACGGAGGCUGAAUAUAUGGGUAUUUCUGAAUGUUGUCAAGAGGCUGUGUAUUUGCGAAAUUUGUUAUUUGAAUUAAAUGGAGUAACUUAUCCUAUACCAAUAUAUUUUAAUGAUAAUCAGUUAGCCCAUAAGUUGUCAGCAAAUCCUGUCCACCAUAAAAGGUCAAAACAUAUAGAUGUGCGGUAA